ACACAAUUUCCAACAAUAUUCUUUUCGUGUUAAGUGUGAGUUUAUCUGGUUUAUACACUGUGCUAUGGGUGUGGAGAUUUCAAUUGGUAUCAGAGCCCGCAUAGCUUAAUUUACUAGCUAUCGAUCACAUCAUGUGAGACAUGGAAGAAGGAGCAAAUGUUCAGAGACCACCUUUAUUGCGUGGACACAACUACAACUUCUGGAAGGGCAGGAUGAGGGCCUUUCUUAAAUCCCUUGGAGGUGGAGUCUGGAGAAGCGUGGAAACUGGGUGGUCUGAACCUCACAAAUUUUCUAAUGAUCUGACUACAUCAAGAAUCAAACCAUUUGAAGAAUAUAGCAGAACAGAAGCCAUUGCUGAUGAGUAUAAUGACAAAGCUUUGAAUGCAAUCUUUGGAGCAGUGGACUCUACUCAGUACAAGCUCAUCUCAAACUGUAACAAUGCCAAAGAAGCUUGGGAUAUUCUUGAAGUCACACAUGAGGGAGAUGAGGAAGUAAAGACUGCAAAAUAUCAAAUUCUGAUGACUCAAUAUGAAAAUCUGCGCAUGGAUGAAAAAGAGAAGAUCACUGAAUUUCAUGGGAGAGUUAGGGACAUUGCAAAUCAGGCUGCACGUCUAAAUGAAUCCAUUCCAGAAAACAAGCUGGUACUCAAGGUGCUAAGGUCACUUCCUAAAGAAUAUGAAAUGGACGUAAAAGCAGUUAGACGUUCCCACAACAUCAAAAACAUAACUCUCGACGCACUUAUGAGAAUACUGGAAUCAAUCAAACUAGACAUGGCAGAAGACAGCAAACGGUGUAAACCUGAUAGGCAGACAGCGUUUCCCAGUACUGAGGUAGAAGAUGACAGUGAACGUGAUUGGUCACUCGAUGAAGAUUUCCAAGAGCAGUUAUCCCUUUUCACAUGGCAAUUCAAGAAACAAUGGGUUCAGAAGAAAGCAAAUCAAAGACUUGAAGGCACCUCUAAGGGACUCUCACCAAAAGAUGCCAAGUAUAGAGAAACAAAAUACACAGAAAACCCUAACUAUACGAAGAAAAAAGGGCCACAGUGCUUUGAAUGUGGUGGAUAUGGGCAUAUCCAGCCUGAGUGUGCAAAUAACCUAAAGAAAAAGAGACAAACAUUCAAAGCAACAUGGAGUGAUGAAGAAACUGAAGAUCAGAGUGAUUAUGAAGAGUCCAACUGUGCAUUCGUUGCUAGUAUUUAUCCAGGAGAUGAAGAGAGCCUUGUAGAACAACUAGAGGACCUGCAAGAAAAAUGGUCAGAGCUCCUGAUGGUGAACAAAAGGAAUAUCACAGACAAAAACAGGCUGCUCUCAGAAGUUAAUGCAUUAAAAGAAAGGAUUGAAGGACUUACCAGUAAAAUUGAAGAACUUGAAGGAGAAAAAUCAGACUUAUUAUUCAAGUUAAAUCAACUGAAAUCCUAUCAAAAAUGGAUUAAGGUGGCUGGAGCAGAUGUGCUAGAUCAUCAUUCAAUCAUGGCAAAGCCGCCUGGAGACAUGACUUGCAUUGGAUAUACAGACAAAGGAAAGACGCCACAAUAUCUUGAAGUCAAGUUCGUUAAAGGAACUGAAGGAUCAACAUCUGCUAACACACAUCAAGUCAAAAGAAAUCAUCAAUCACUUGCACACAAGAAUCCCUAUCACCAUUACAGAUGCUACAACUGUAAUAAUUGGGGACAUAUACAACGUCAGUGUGCCAAAAGAUGGAGUAAGCUGAUGACAUCAAAAAGGUACAAACAAAUCUGGAUACCAAAACAAUAUGCCUCGGUGGCUAACACUUGCUAUAGAGUCACUCCAAAUCAAUGGCUCCUCGAUAACGGAUGUUCGCAUCAUAUGACCGGUGACAAAGAAAAUCUCAUGAACAUCAAGGCAAAUGAACAAGGAAGUGUUCGAUUUGGUGGUGGCACACUUAAUGUAUCAUGACUACCAUCUAUCAAAAAUGUAUGGUUGGUCCAAGGCUUACAGGUAAAUCUGCUCAGCAUAAGCCAGAUAUGCGAUCAAGGGCUUGAAGUAUUUUUCACACAGCAAAAGUGCAGAGUAAGAGACAGAAGCAAACAGGUGGUGCUUGAAGGUGACAGAACAACAUAUAAUUGCUAUAAAAUAACACCAAAUGU
Molecule: messenger RNA, 2107 nt
Organism: Cuscuta campestris
Lineage: Eukaryota; Viridiplantae; Streptophyta; Magnoliopsida; Solanales; Convolvulaceae
Source: the annotation of a GenBank genome assembly